CUCACGGCCGAGACAGGAAGCCAUGGGGGCUUUACACCGAGAGCAGUCUCGCCACCAUUUCCAUCACAUUACCCUUUGAGAAAGCAUUCACUUCCCUGUUUUGGCUGAGUGCUCAGAUAAAUCGCUGUGCCGCUUCAUAAACCUGUUGGCGCGAGCUUGUCAAGAUGUUUGUCUGAUUUUUUUGUGAUGUCAAACUCUGUGGACUAAUGAGGGCUAGUGUCUACAUAAUGUUCAAAAUUUCAGAAUGGAGCUGGAUCUAAACUCUUCCAACAUGUCUGUGGAGUCCUUAAAACCCGAGCAGGGGCCGGUGGAGUACCGCAUUUCAGGCCUGAUCUUCUACUGCUUCAUCUUUGUCAUAGGAGUGAUAGUCAAUCUCACUGCUUUAUGGGUGUUUUCUCUCACCACCAAGAAGAGGAACUCCGUCACCGUCUACAUGAUAAACGUGGCGGUGGUGGACCUCACCUUCAUCCUGCUGCUCCCCUUCAGAAUGGUCUACCACCACCAGGACUAUUGGCCCUUUGGGGACAUUUUCUGCCGAAUCAGCGCAGCUCUCACCAUCUUCUACCCCUGCAUGGCCCUGUGGCUUUUUGCUCUGAUCAGCGCUGACCGCUACAUGGCCAUCGUCCAGCCGAAGCACGCCAAAGAGCUGAGGAACGUCCCAAAGGCUGUGGUGGCCAGUUUGGGGGUGUGGCUCAUGACUCUGGGGAGCACUGUGCCGCUGCUCUUCUCCGAGGACGACCCCGAUCGCAUCUCCAACUUCACCACCUGCAUUAAGAUGCAAGACAUCAUCCACAUGCGGCACGACAACCUCGUCAACUUUGUGCGCCUCAUCUUCUUCUUCCUGGUUCCCAUUUGUAUAAUGAUCGGCUGCUAUGUCGUCAUUGUGGAUAAUCUGAUACACGGGCGCACCUCAAAACUCAAACCUAAAGUGAAGCAGAAGUCCAUCCGGAUUAUAAUCACGCUGAUUAUCCAAGUGUUAGUGUGUUUCGUGCCUUUCCAUGUGUGUUUGGUGCUUCGUCUGGUGGGAACAGGCAGAGACGGGGGGUUCAGCACAUGGGCGGUCUUCACCACAUUUCUGAUGAACCUGAGCACAGUGCUAGACAUCAUUCUGUACUACAUCGUCUCCAAGCAGUUCCAGGACAGGGUGAUCAGCGUGAUUCUGUACAGGAACUAUCUGCGAAGUGUGAGACGGAAGAGCAGGCACACACACACCGGUAGCAUCCGAUCAAUGAGCAACCUGACCAGCGCGAUGAUAUGAAACAACCGUCAAACUUUCACGUCAAAAAACGGCAGACUCGUAUGUACAGAGUGCACGCUUCGGCACAAUGUAACACUGAAUGCUUCAGUGUGUACAUGGUUCAUUAUCAAAAGGAUCAAAACUUGCAAUUAAUUUCCAAGGUGUAAUUUACACUCACAGUAUGGGAGUGCUGCUGUUGUGGCAAAAACAUCUGUGUUCAGAGCUGAUUGACUCACCCAUGAGACUUGAGAUGUUUUCUGUGCAUCUUUGCUCUGGCAGACAAAGCACGACUAUCUGUGGCUCAGGUGUAAUACAGUCAGGCGAAAAUAAAGCUUGUGAUCAUUAAAAACAUAGCCCACAGUAUUGCAGUGUCUGCUUUGUUAUUAUGCAUAAACACUGAAACUCUUCUCAGCAAUGUCAACCAAUUUCUAUAAAGGAACCGACUGCCUCCACGGUGGGGGGAAACCAACAGGAAACUAUGGUGGGUUCUUAAAGGUUGCUGCUUUUGUUUGGUUGCACCUUAUUGGAACUUCGCCUCUGCAGCACCUCAGUGCAGCAUCAUGGGCUUAAAAAUAACCAUCAAUGCUGUGUGAUGUCAUGCAUGCAAAUAAAUUAGGUUUGCUUAACUGGUGUUAGUUCAGAGUGUCAUUUUUGUGGUGUUUAAACUCAACCACUUCAUAGAAGACAUUAUUUUAACACACACCACAGUGAAAAUUGCUGUUAACUUAUUGACCAGGUGAUGGCAGCAUGGCACAGCUAGACCUCACCUACCUGCCAGAUCCAGACAAACAGUGCUUUCUUGACUUUUAAAGUAGAUAAUGCAACAUUUGUUAUUCUCUGCUGUACAAUUCUGUGUACUUUUAUCUUUUGUCUCUGCUCAUUAUCACGUUUAAACUGUCUUUACAAAAGCAAACAUUUCAGCUUUUAUCCUGUGAAACAACUGCUCCACCUCAUCACAGAGGAGCUGUUAACUACAGCUUCCUCAACCAGGAGUCAGACUGAAAGUGUGUUUAUGGUGCAAUGCGAAUCAUAUUGAUUAGAUGUUAAAUGAUUCAGCCACUUGAAGUGCAUUUACAGUAACAUCCUCAAGAGAUGUCAGCGAGGCUAUUUACUAGAUUUAAAGCAACCUUAACCUUAAAAGAGAAAAUCUUUUCUGCACAGGGAGACUUUAAUGUCAGGACUCAAAGUACAAGCACAACGAUGAAAGAUCUUGUAAUUUAUCCACAAUUUAUUCCUUGCAAAAAAGCCAGACAGGUGAUGAGUUAGAAGGUACUGAAUGUGUGACAGUUCCAUCUCUAUGAAGAGACUGUUUAAUUUAAAUGAAGGGAAAAAACUAAGGUUUGAAUGUGAUGCUUUUGAUAGGUGUCCCGCACAAAUGUCACCCAGGCUAAGAAUUGAUUUGGUGUUGCCAGUUGUUGAAAUAAUUGAGUUAGGAUGUCUGUCGCACCUACACACUGGUCUUAACUGGAUUAGACAGUGAGUCAGUGUGGCUGAGUAACUAUGUAGUGUCUCAUACAAUUAGACAGUCAAGGCGCCCUGUGGUGUAACCACAUGGACCAUGGUAAUUUGUGGAGUGCUUAUUGUAUGGAUGAUCAAUUGCAGACAGAACUACAUAUAUUGCAAUGCUUUGCAAUUCUUUAAUUUGGGUUGUAUUAAUGUUUUCUCACAUUUUCACACUGAGAUAAGACACAGUAAUGUGGUGGUACAAGGAUAAACUGCACUGCAAGGCUAUGUGGUUCUUGGUUGGUGUGUACAGUGCUGGGUCAAGGGGUGUCCAGACUGUGAGAUAUAGAUGGUCUAGAUUUACACUGUGUUUAAUAAGAGGAGGCAGACUACAAGAUUUCCAUCUCACAUGGAAUUCUGGGAACUGCAGUUCAUCACAUGAUGAUAGGUUUAUUGGCUGCUGGACUACAAGUGGAUUUAUAACCAAGAGGUCAAAGGUCAAAUGAAACAUCAGAGGGUCGUCUAUCUGUCCCACCUGUUAGACAUCAAAGAAAAACCAGCCACGCUGCUCACAGCAACUGGCAUUUAAAACAAUUAAGUUUCCUGUCAAGUCCCUGUGAUGAAUUAUCCGGAAGCUUUACCCGCUGUAAUUCUAAAUCUUCCCAACAAGUGCCUUUGUUGUAGAGAAAUUAAUGAAAACAAGAUUGUCUUUCAUAGGAGCUGAUCUAACAGCGCGACAGCCAGCUGCUCUUCUUUGGGAAUAAAAACAGUCAGCAUUAAACACAGCUCGCACAAAAUACUUUUUUUUUUUUCUACCACUCGUGUGGAAAACAAAUCAGGCGGCGAGCGCAGUGGCCAUCUGUUUUGUUAUUUGAUAUGUGUGAAUACAUGUUGUAAUGACUUUGUUUGUGAAUCACUCUGCGCGGCAGAACACACGAGAGCUCUCGAAGUGCUGGAGUGUUCAAAGCUAAUCAUAUAAUUGGACACAAUAGUCGAUGACAAAUGGAGACGCUUGGAGCCAGCCAGCUGGGGAAGUGAAUAUGUAAUCAUUGUAAAAUCAUAUCAUUUUUGCAUAUUUGAAGACAGCUUAAUAGAGUUUGCGUGUCAGCACACUAUCAAAUGAUGAUCAGAGACAGUGUUGCUGUAUUUGUUUUUCUAAAUACUGCUUUGUUGGACUAGUAAUCUUUAUUGUGAUUAAAAGUGUUUCUCAAGA
Molecule: messenger RNA, 3893 nt
Organism: Epinephelus fuscoguttatus (brown-marbled grouper)
Lineage: Eukaryota; Metazoa; Chordata; Actinopteri; Perciformes; Serranidae
Gene: gpr18
Product: G protein-coupled receptor 18
Exons: 3
Coding region: 245-1258 (337 amino acids)
Biological process (GO): positive regulation of Rho protein signal transduction; phospholipase C-activating G protein-coupled receptor signaling pathway
Cellular component (GO): membrane
Molecular function (GO): G protein-coupled receptor activity
Source: RefSeq, a predicted model, not a curated record